Molecule: messenger RNA, 1020 nt
Organism: Rotaria socialis
Lineage: Eukaryota; Metazoa; Rotifera; Eurotatoria; Philodinida; Philodinidae
Source: the annotation of a GenBank genome assembly
AUGACUGAAUUAAUGACAACAACAAUGAAUGAUGGUAUGCUCAUCGAUAAAACGAUUCAAGAUCAUCUUGAAAAAAUUCCAAUUUAUCUAACAAAAGAAAAUAAAACAUUUCAAUCCAUCAUUGAUCAAGCAUUAGGUAUGAUGAAUAUAUCAUCAAUAGCCGAAGAUAAUAUACGUGAUAAUUUACAACAUACAAGUAUUCUUAUCUACAAAAUGCAAAUUCUAUCAAUGUAUCAUUUAUUAUGGACAUCAUAUUGGCAAUCAGGUCUUGGUCAAUUGAUUAAACAAACACCGGAACAACAACAACAGCAACAAAAUUAUGUAGUCUAUUCAAUGAAUAUUAGUUUUUGGCCUAAAGAAAUUAAACAAAAUAUAGAUACUUCUACAAGUUCAAUGGAUUUAGUUUGUUAUCAUAGACAAGAACUUGAAAGACAAUUAAGACAGAUACAAAUUGAAUGGAAUAACAAAGUCAAUCAUUUUCUGGAAAUAGAACAUAAAAUCAAUCUUGUUACAUAUGAUUAUCAAAUAGAAGCUAUCAAACAAGAAUUUAAUCGUCAAAAUUCAACUGAAUAUCAAAAAAAACUCAUGAAACAAUUAUGUCUAAAAAGAGACGAAAAAGAAACAACAGAACAAGAAUUAAAAUUCCUACAAGAACGUAUCGAUCAUUUUAAUGCACCGGAUCAAUCAUUUGAACAUUCAGCUAUAAUCGAUUCUAUUGAAAAUAUUGAAAUACGACAACAAUUACAACAACAAUAUCGAAAAAUAAUUCAACAAGCCAAAACUGAUUUUUAUAUGUUAAGUUUACAAACAGCUGAAGAACAACGAACUAGAGCUAGAUUAAACUAUGAGAAUCAAGUUAAUAAAAUGUAUUCCAUUCAUCAUAAUGCACUUGAUUUCACAAUAUUACCAUUAAAAAUGAUCGAUUUAAUUCAAGAACGUUGUCGAAUGAUAGGUGAACGUAUUCAAUCGGUUUAUAAUUAUAAGAUUGAAUGUUUUCGUUUGAAAUUAAAAAAAGACUAA